AAUCAUCCCGAAAAAAUACAAACCUAUUCGAGUCAGAUUGUCAUUAAAGAUGGGGGACCGUGACUUCCCGACCGUACCUGUUACAACAUUAUCCGGCUUAACCAGCACUUCUGAUUUGCUGAGCGAGUUGCCUGUGUCGGAUUCGCUUCAUAGUGCAGCAUCUUUAAAUAAGUCUCUACUGUUCCAUGCAUUAGUGGCCAAUGAAUCGAACCAUUUACUUUCUGUCCGUGAUGAAAAUCUAGUGCGUCAAUUAGUAAAUGCAAUUGAAAGAACGAACUCUGACCAUAUAGAGGUAAAAUCAAUAUAUACUAUUGAAGAACCAGGAGCUACCACUAGUACUUAUCCUGAGCUACUCCAGGGAAUUUAUAAUUUUCGUCCAGGGGUUUUUAACACUUCAUUUAAGAUAAUCUGCCCCGACCAACAUACUGCAAAGGCUCGAUUCGAUGAAAAUAAAAUUCAGUUUGAUUCCUACUUAAUACCGAAAGUUUGUACAUCAACUAACUUAUCAACUUUAAGAGAAGAUCUAUUGCAGAAUCAACACUCGCCGUCACGCAGUGAUCAGUUUACCAGUAUGGCUUCUGAAGAAAAGUCAGAAGAAUUUUUACAAGGAAAUAUUAAGGAUACGCCAAUCGAAAAAAGCAAAAAUAACAAAGACAUCACUAAGAACUUUGAUCAAAAUAUGAUUACAAUAUCAGAAACAAAUACGUCAAGAAAUAAUUCAAUAAUUGAAAAACAGUACGUCAGAAGCCCAAAAGAAUUCAGUUACGGCUCAAAACACGUUUUAAACCAAACACCAACUGACGUUCACCAAUCCAUUCAAAAUAUUUCAGAAUCAGUAAAUAUAACUGCAAUAACCCAAUUACAGAAACCUUCAAAACAUUAUAUUACAAAAAAAUCACCAAAGCAAAAAAAUAACGUUUCUUAUUCAAACGCGCAACAAUUGCAAGAAGGUAUAGACUCCUUUGCAAUCAAUAAAUGUACCCUUGAACAUCAACAAAACCAUAUUGCAUCAACAACUACAUCGUCAUCUACUUCAUCAAGUGGCAAGUCUCAGGUUCGGUCACCAGAACUGGCUAGAACUAUGGGGUUACUUCAAGAAUCGUCUCAAAUACAACAUGAAAACUUUAAUGCGCUGCCUAUAUGUGCUGAAUCUGUAACAGUGAGUGAAGCUGGUAGAACAACUUCUAAUACAGUGAACAUACCAAUCGACACGUUUUCAACUAUAAAAGCCGAUGAGAAACGAAUUUCAGCGAAACGAAAAUUGGCGAUAUCAAUUGGUGACAUUCCACCCGAUCAAAUAUUUUCUCAACCUAAAAUGCGUCGGGUCGAAAGAAUAUUUCCCUUAUCGAAUACAAAAUGUUUAAAGGAUGAAGUAACUCGUUCGCAAACCUAUCAACAAUUUUUGCGCAAUAUGGAUCAAAUAAUUGAAAUAUUAGAUGAUAGUGAAUCUCCUAAUUUUGAAUCAGAAGAUGUCGACGAAAACAUUGAGUGUAUUUCACCAAAACUGCUGAACACAAUGAGCAUUGAUGUUGCCAAGUUAAAAGCUAAGCACGCUUUAGACUCCAUACCGAAAAACAAAUUGACCCUGCUUAUUAAUUACGCAAUGCGCAACGUUUACUUAGCCAGGAAUUAUUUUGCUGGACCGGAGGACGAAGAGGAAAUUGUAGACGAUGAAGUGAUUGAAAAAUUACUUAACGCAGUUGAUGCUUGCUUGUUGAUAUGUAACAUUUAUUCUACAGUAAGCGAUCUUAAGUUUUUACAAGAGGAUAAUAUAUCACACAUUAUAAAGUUUACACAAUUUCAACUACGUGAAACAAUAUUUCCUCUUCAUGAUCCGGUUUACACUGUAAAAAGUAUGAAGAAAACAAUUCAUCGUAAAAAAAUAAAGUCACAUCAAAAUCACAGUAGAAGUCUGCAGCUAUUCUACUCAAAAACUGUUGAGCUAUUAAAGGUUUUUGUAACACUUUUUGAUAAAUGUGUCUUUGUUGAUACAAUAGUUCUACCAUUGUCGACGUUGGCUAUUGAACCGUUCUUUGUUGACAACAUAGAGACGCUGCAAUUUGUAUGUUUGGAACUCGUAACCACAAUUUUUCGCAAGGAAAGGUACGAUAAAAUCAGGAACAGCAUUCUGGGAGACAUUUUGACAUCGAUCGACCGCUUACCUUCAUCAAAAAAAAACCUACGCCCAUAUAAACUAACAAAUAAUGGGGGAACUAUUCAAAUGGUUACAGCACUUGUUCUACAACUAAUUCAAUGCGCAACUAUUUUGCCAGAUUCACUUUGUGAUACCGGAAAACUAUGUACUAAGACUCAAUUGAAUGUUGCAGAUGACGAAAACCUCCCCAGCGGAGCUACAAAAACUGUUCAGCCAGAUCAGGAUAUAAUUGUUUUACAAAAGUAUGAUGUCGCUAUCAGUAUAGGUGGAAACUUCUUAACAACGUUUUUAAAUAAAUGCAAAUCACGGUCUAAUGAAAUUGAUUUCCGACCACUUUUUGAAAAUUUUAUUCAUGAUUUACUGGCUACCGUUAACAGACCCGAAUGGCCUGCAUCUGAAUUGUUACUUUCGCUGUUGGGAACUAUGCUGGUUCGCUAUGUGUCUGACAAGGGCAUAGAACAGAGCAUUCGCUUAGUUUCAUUGGAUUACCUGGGCAUUGUAGCUGCUCGAUUGCGUAAGGAUACUGUUGAAUCUCGGUGUAAGGUUAACAUAAUUGAUUCAAUGAUAAAAUCAAUAAAAGUAGAACAAGAAAAGGAGGGUGACUUAAAUGCAAAUAAUGCUCAAUUUGAACUACAACCCGAGGAGCAGCGAAUCGAGUUUCUACAAAAAAUACUUUUGGAUUUCCUAGCUGUAAAUGCUCAAGAAGAAAAUUUAAUCUGGGACUAUGCUCGGCACUUUUAUUUGGUACAGUGGUAUCGAGAUGUAAUUUAUCAAAGACGUCGGAUAAGGGAUGAUGGAAAAGGACUGCCUUUGAGAAAGUCUAAAUGUCGGACUAAACAUAAGACUGGUGGUGAAUAUUUGGAUACAUCCGAUUCUGGAUCGUGCGAAGAAAUAGACAUCGAAGAAUCGCAAAAAAAUGGAAAUCCGUCUAUUGUCGAUAUUGAUUUUGAGCUUAAUCUUGAAAUAUUUAACACAUUGGAGGCAAGAAAGCUAUAUUUAAUCAAUAAAAUUAAGCCAUUUUCAGUUUCUGGAGAGCAUACUCACACAUCAAAUCAGCAUAUAAAAACAUACAUAGAUUAUAACAACGCACAACUGAUAGCGCAGUAUCUGGCCACCAAACGGCCUUUCAGUCAGUCAUUCGAUGGAUGCUUAAAAAAAAUUAUUUUAGUAGUUAAUGAACCGUCCAUUGCAGUAAGAACACGUGCAAUGAAAUGCCUUGCAAACAUUGUGGAAGUCGAUCCAUUGGUACUGAAACGAAAAGACAUGCAAAUGGGUGUUAAUCAAAAAUUCCUAGAUACAGCUAUUUCAGUACGAGAAGCUGCGGUAGAUUUGGUUGGAAAAUUUGUGCUUAGUAAUCAAGAAUUAAUCGAUCAAUAUUAUGAUAUGCUGUCGACUCGAAUAUUGGAUACUGGGGUAUCCGUGCGAAAAAGAGUCAUAAAAAUUUUAAGAGAUAUCUGUAUAGAAUAUCCAGAUUUUGCGAAAAUUCCCGAAAUUUGCGUUAAAAUGAUACGACGUGUCAAUGACGAAGAAGGCAUUCAAAAACUUGUUACUGAAGUUUUUAUGAAAAUGUGGUUUACACCAUGUAUAAAAAACGACAAACUUGGCAUACAGCGGAAAAUCAAUCAAAUAAUUGACGUGGUAAACUCUGCUCAUGAUACUGGAACCACUUGGCUGGAAGGUCUUCUUAUGAGUAUCUUCAAACCAAAGGACACCAUGUUAAAGUCUGAUGGAUGUGUACAAGAACCAAUAAGGAAAAAUACGGAGCCCCCACAGGAAAUCGUGGUAGCUUGUCAACAAUUAGCUGACGGUCUAAUUGACAGGCUGAUUGAAUUAGAGGGCACUGAUAAUGCGCGAAUGUUGGGUUGUAUUACCACACUGCAUUUGCUAGCUAAAGUGCGGCCGCAACUGCUAAUUAGACAUGCUAUGACAAUAGAGCCCUAUCUUAAUAUAAAAUGUCAUUCUGCCACAGCUGCUAAAUUCAUAUGUGCUGUUGCGGAUAUUCUCGAAAAAGUAGUCCCUCUGGUUAACAAUGCCAGUGAAUCUUUUUUGGCAACGUUGGAAGAGCACUUAAUGUUGCUAGUUGUUUCACGAAACCAAGCCGAAGUAACUAGUUGUGUUUCUUGUUUAGGCGCACUAGUCAAUAGGAUUACUCACAACUUCAAACUGAUUCGUGACUGUUUUCAAAAGUUUUAUCGAGUGCUUGAUGUUUCUCGAAAUCAAGUUAUACAAAAAAACUGCAGUGUAGAUCAUAUUUACACCCCCAGCUUUCGAAGAAGUUUGUUUACGAUCGGAAUAUUAAUGCGCUAUUUUGAUUUUAAGUCUCCCAUUGCAUUAGGUGAGACAAAUGGUGGACUUCCAAUUUCGAUAUGUGAUGAUGUAUUCGAUUGUUUGAUGUUCUUCUGUAGUUGUGGAAAUCAAGAAAUUCGAAAGCAAGCACUUAUUUCGCUUGGAUCUUUCUGCGUUUUAAACGAUGACUAUCUUACCAGAUCCGAGCUUAAAAAAUUGUAUUGUGAUAUUUUAAGCUCAAUCGCAAACGACGCCGGGUUCAAAAUAAUCUGCAUGCGUAAUAUUUGGAUUUAUUUAACGGAAUCUGAAAUGUUUAUGCACAAUAAGGAAAAAGAAUGGGAAAAACAAUCAAAGCACGAGGAUCUUAAGGAAAUGAACGACGUUUCCUCUGGCAUGGCAAGUCGAAUAAUUCAACUUUAUCUGGAAGAAAUUCUUGAAUGCUUUUUAAAUCGGGAUGAAACAGUUCGAUUGUGGGCUGUUAAAGUAAUACAGAUUGUUCUUCGUCAAGGAUUAGUUCAUCCAGUUAGAAUGGUUCCGUAUUUAAUAUGCUUAAGUACUGAUCCUAAGGUCGAGUCCGCCCAUAGAGCUGAUGCUUUAUUAAAAGAUAUCGAUAAAACAUAUUCUGGAUUUGUAAAUAUGAAAGUGCAGUUUGGGUUACAACUUUGCUUUAAGCUACAAAAAGUUUUACAAAUAAACAACAGAGGAAAACUGGAAAUUAUAAGAGGUUAUGGGAAUCGAGGACCAGAUCAUAUGAUAACCGCUUUAAAUGACUUUCUUUAUUCCCUGCUUCGUACAACAAAGCCACAAAGGCGUGCCUUAGUGCAAACAGUAACAAAACAGUUUGAUGAUCAGAAAACAUCAUUACAACAAAUGUUGUAUAUAGCCGAUAAUUUGGCUUACUUCCCAUAUGUAGUUCAAGAUGAGCCAUUAUAUCUGAUACACCAAAUAGAUCUACUAAUCUCAAUGGCUGGAACACAUUUACUCGCUACGUUUAAAGAACAUUUGAAACCAAUUGAGAAAGAAAGAGAUGUAUUAGAAGAUGAUGAUGACGUAGAAGAUCCACAGGUUCUGUUCAAUCGAUUGCCCGAAGAUAUGACAGAAAUAAAAAAAUGUAUAACAUCAGCACAAGCGUGUAUGCUGCUUCUAAUAUUAAAAGAUCAUUUAAAGGACAUGUACGGUAUAACUGAUAGUAAAAUUUCAAGGUAUUCACCAUCCGAACCAAAAUUAUAUGAAAAAGCUGUUACACGUAGAAGCGUUACUGACUUUAAUCCGAAAACAACUAUUGAUGUUAUCAAAAAACAGAUGUCGCAACAGAAGUUGAGCACAGACAUCCAUUUUCCGUUUACGAACGAAGAGAAACUGGACCUAGUUGCUAAGUACCUUGAUUUUAAGCAACUUAUGUUAAAACUUGAUCCAGAAGAUGCGGACUCAGAUCCUGAUGAAUUGCGCGACAAAUCAACUUUAAAUAAUUCGAAUGAUGGUAUAGUAUAUACUAAUUCCAUGAAAAAUUCCUACACCGCCAGUGAUGGAUGCUCUUUUACCUCUUCUGUGACUAUUGACAAUAUGCAAACUUCAAUAUUACCUGCAACUUCUGGAAACGAUGCGCGUGAUAUAUCAAUAGCUCAUAUCGUUAAAUCCACCGUUUCACCUUCAAAGUCAAGUGGCCGCAAAUACAAUCAAGUUCGAAGUAAAAAAAAAAGAAAAAAAAUUGAGUCAUCAGAUGAUGAAAACAGUGAUGCAGAUUAUGCGUAAGCAGGGAAAAAUUAUCUUUGUCAUUUAAGAAUAUUUUGUAUAACUAAAAAAUUUAUUUUGGAACACAUGUUACAGUUAAAACUUAAUUUUUUUAAAGAAAACUCAAUUCAAUUAAAAAUAUUAAUAAAUACAAUACCAUAAACAAACACAUUAUCUAAAAGCAAAUAUAUGUAAUAUAGUAAU
Messenger RNA from Drosophila gunungcola (fruit fly), 6376 nucleotides. It is a transcript of the gene Nipped-B, whose product is annotated as nipped-B protein. Gene Ontology annotation, cellular component: Scc2-Scc4 cohesin loading complex. Gene Ontology annotation, molecular function: chromatin binding. Lineage: Eukaryota; Metazoa; Arthropoda; Insecta; Diptera; Drosophilidae. Gene Ontology annotation, biological process: regulation of gene expression; replication-born double-strand break repair via sister chromatid exchange; establishment of mitotic sister chromatid cohesion. Bases 50 to 6193 code for a protein of 2047 amino acids. The record is from RefSeq and is a predicted model, not a curated record. The transcript is spliced from 23 exons.